AUGUCUCGCAGUAUGCCUUAUCGUCUGGAAUGUCCUGAAAAAUGUCUGCAAACGCAAGAUGAUGCACUCAAUUCAACCUUCUUCAUCUUAAGACAAACAGGUCCAACCGCUUUUGUCAUUAAAGAAGAUGAUGAACGAAUAUUUAAAGUAUUUUUGGGUGAUCAACAUCAAUGCAGUUGUAAUGCAUUUCAACGAGAUCGAGAAUUAUGCAAGCAUCUUUGUUGGCUUCUAUUAAAACGAUUCCGUGUACCAAGAACGAAUCCAAUGUUGUGGCAAAAAGGUCUUGUCGAACGAGAAAUAAACGAACUUCUACGUGGUUUAGCACGCGAGGAUGAAAGAAAUAAAACAAAUCAUAACAAUAAAAAAAAAAAUGAUGCUGGAAAUGAUGGUGAAGAUGAUGUUGAACAACGUUCAAUUGGCGAAAAUGAUGUAUGUCCUAUAUGUCAAGAAGAAUUUUUAAUUAAGAAAUUACCUAUUACUUAUUGCCGACACGGAUGUGGCAAUAAUGUUCAUGUUAAAUGUAUGAAAGUAUGGUUGGAUCAUCAAGUAUCGACAGGUGAAAAAACUGUUAAAUGCCCAUUAUGUCGAGAAACAUUUGGUACUCCAGAACAAUUGAAACAAGAAUUUCGCACAAGUGGAGCUCAACAAGCAGAAAAAACAUCCAUUCAUUUGAGUUAUUCAUGCAAUCGUUGUCGUGCAUGUCCAAUUACUGGCAAAUGUUAUAAAUGCACUACAUGUCAUGAUUAUUUUUUAUGUCAAACAUGUUUCAAUUUAAAUAUACAUAAUGAACAUCAAUUUGAUUAUCGAGAAAAAUCAUUUCAACGCUGGAAAUUAGCAAUACGAGAACACUUAACUGCCUUACCUAAUGCUCUUCAUCAAAUGUUAGGGAAUAGAGAAAUUACAGAAAAUGAUUAUGAUAUUCUUCUUCAACUUGAAAACGCUCAAACUACUGCAAUAAUGGGUAUACCAGAAAAUAUUGUUAAAUCUAUGCCAACUGAGCGUGUUCAUGAACGAAGUCGUUUAUUACAACAUGGUGAACAAUGUCGUAUAUGUUUAAGAUCAUAUCAAGUAGGUGAACGUGUUCGACGUUUACGUUGUCGACAUAAAUUUCAUAUUGACUGUAUUGACGGCUGGCUUUUGCAUAGUCAUCCAACAUGUCCUAUUGAUGGUCAACUUGUAUGGAGUGCUGAAAUGGAUAAUGAACAAAGAGAAGCAAAACGUUCUGCUCUCGCUGCUAAUCGACAUUCGACAAAACAUUGUUCUACUUCUGGCUCAUCUUUACUCUCAGUUGAUAUGGGUCUAUCUGUUACUCCUUAUCAUAUACGACCACUUCAUAUGCAAACAAAUACUGAUUUAAAUCAACGAUUUCGACGUCUUCAUAUGCGUGCGCCACUACGUCCAUUAAUAGCAACAACAACCAAUGAAUUUUCAUCCGCUCUUGAAAUAAAUGCUCAUAGCAUAGGUAAUCGACAAUUAUCAUCAAAUGAUAAUGAACGACGACAAUCAUCACUACCAUCACCGCCUCUAUUAGAAAGAGAAGAAAUUCGACGAGUAAAUCUUGAACUUAAUCAACAUUUUACAUUACCACCAACUAUUGUUGGUCGUCGUUUACUAGAACGUAGGCGAUCAAACGCUAAAUAA
Molecule: messenger RNA, 1641 nt
Organism: Rotaria socialis
Lineage: Eukaryota; Metazoa; Rotifera; Eurotatoria; Philodinida; Philodinidae
Source: the annotation of a GenBank genome assembly